UUGCUCUGCCUCACUCCUCAAGUGUCAUGAAGCGUGUUGGCUUUAUUUAAAGACUAUCCGGAACUUCUGCCAAUGCCACUCUCAGGACUGCUUGACUGUGUCGAAGAUGUCCUGCUCCAGCCUGUGUGCCCCUGCCUGCGGUGUGGCCGCCCCGGCCCCACUGGCUAACAGCUUCAAUGAGCCCUGCGUGCGCCAGUGCCCUGACUCCACCGUGGUGAUCCAACCCCCGGCCACCGUGGUCACCUUCCCCGGGCCCAUCCUCAGCUCCUUCCCACAGAGCUCCGUGGUUGGCUCAGCAGGAGUCCCCGCUGUUGGAUCGGGCUUGGGUGGCAGCUUUGGACGUAGUGCCGGCUUUGGGGGCUAUGGAGGCUCUUCUGGCCUUGGGGGCUUUGGGGGCUAUGGAGGCUUUGGCAGCUGCGGAUAUGGCAGCUGGGGCCGAGGUCUUGGGUCCCUCGGGGGCAGCUGCGGGCCCUGCUAAGCACAGCACGGCCUCCUGCCCUGGUCAAAGGGAAGCUCCGGAGAAGUCCUAGUACAUCCCCACCUGAUGCCAUGAAAAAGUGUUUCCCUUCGGCACUGCUGGGCUCUGGUGCUUGGACACCUUGUACCUGCACGGGGACCAGCAC
Messenger RNA from Lagopus muta (rock ptarmigan), 623 nucleotides. RefSeq names its product claw keratin-like. The record is from RefSeq and is a predicted model, not a curated record. The transcript is spliced from 2 exons. NCBI's taxonomy places the organism in Eukaryota, Metazoa, Chordata, Aves, Galliformes, Phasianidae. The coding region runs from base 107 to 478 and encodes 123 amino acids. Gene Ontology annotation, molecular function: structural constituent of cytoskeleton. Gene Ontology annotation, cellular component: intermediate filament.